This is a messenger RNA of Penicillium verhagenii, 1764 nucleotides long. Its product is annotated as bifunctional C97 family peptidase/thioredoxin family protein. The record is from RefSeq and is a predicted model, not a curated record. NCBI's taxonomy places the organism in Eukaryota, Fungi, Ascomycota, Eurotiomycetes, Eurotiales, Aspergillaceae. Gene Ontology annotation, molecular function: peptidase activity. The coding region runs from base 1 to 1764 and encodes 587 amino acids. The transcript has 4 exons. Gene Ontology annotation, biological process: protein modification by small protein removal.
AUGGAUGUUGAGCUCUACGUCUAUGACCUUUCCAAGGGUCUUGCGCGUAUGUACUCUGCCGCCUUGACGGGAACCCAGAUGGAUGCCAUCUACCAUACAUCCAUUGUGGUUGGGGGUGUGGAAUAUUACUUUGGUCAAGGAAUCCAGACCGCUAUUCCUGGAAGCACUCACCACGGGCAGCCGAUGGAGAGGAUACAUCUGGGCUCGACAGAGCUCCCGACUGAUGUGAUCGAAGAGUACCUUGGCUCUCUGGCAGAAAUUUACACUCCGGAGUCUUAUGAUCUAUUUCUCCAUAACUGCAACAACUUUACACAGGAUUUUUCAAUGUUCCUCGUGGGCAAAAGCAUCCCAGAGAAGAUCCGGAAUCUGCCUAGCACAUUCCUAGAUACCCCAUUUGGUCAAAUGAUGAAGCCUCAGAUCGAGUCCGCACUGAAGGGGGUUACCCAGGGCGGCGGUGCGGGUCCAAUCCCGGGGCCAAGUGCUGCACCACCGGCGCGCCAGCCUGCACCUGUAUAUCAAACACCACUGGGGAGAGUUCGCAAUGUUAGCAACUUAGCCCAGCUUGAGAGCCAGUUGGCUGCAGCAUCAAACACAUGCGCGGUUAUCUUUUUCACGUCGUCCACUUGUCCACCUUGCAAAGUGGUCUACCCGACAUACGAUGAACUAGCCGAGGAGGCUGGUGAAAAAGCUAGGCUCAUCAAGGUCGAUAUCGGCUCAGCUUAUGAUGUCAGCAUGAAGUACAGCGUGCGCGCAACUCCUACUUUUAUGACUUUCCUCAAGGGCCAAAAACUCGACCAGUGGGCUGGUGCCAACCCAGCACAGCUUCAAGGAAACGUGCGGAUGCUUCUCGAGAUGGCCAAUCCAUCUCACCCCCACAGAAAGCUCCGAAUGCCCAGUUUCCAACGGCACAUUACCAACUUUGUCAUGUACAAAAAAGUCCCGCCACUAGACAAACUUGUGCAAAAAUUACCAACGGAGUUUAAAGAUGCAGCUGGUAUUGCACCAGUCAUAGACUUCGUCAAGACCCGUCAUUCUGUCGACAAUAAGGCUCCCGCGGCGGAUACCCGAGUCCCAGAUCUCCACGCUUUCGCCGCCGCGUUGCAGUCCAAAUAUCCCACCCUCCCAGUGGACUGCCACUUUGCUGUCGUGGACCUCGUUCGUCUCUUGUUCCUUGACCCACGCGUGAGUGGCUAUUUUGCCGAAGAGUCACAACACGCCACCCUCCUUACUCUCCUCUCCCCACUAUCGAACGAAGAACUAUCCUCAUCUCCGUAUAAUUUGCGCAUCGUUGCGUUGCAACUGGCCUGUAAUCUUUUCAGCACAGCUCUAUACCCUCACCAGCUAGCCUCAACCUCCUCACCCUUGCGAGAAACCUGUCUUGCACUCGCAACAAAUUCCCUUCUCGAUUCACACGCGAACCUCCGUGUUGUAGCAGCUUCUUUUGCAUACAACCUCGCUGCAUUUAACCACAAUGCGCGGUUUGAUGGUGAAACAGAUCCCUUGCCCGAAGAGGACCAGGUUGAGCUACUUGCCUCUUUGCUGGAGGCUACAUCACGCGAGGACCAGAGCCCCGAGGCUUUACAUGGAUUGCUGUUUGCACUUGGGCUUUUUGUUUACGAGGCCGACCUAGAUGGAUCGGUGGUAGAUCUUUGUCGUGCAAUGGGAGUCUCGGAAACCAUUGCGGCCAAGUCUAAGAUAGAGGCCUUGCAAAAGGAACCGUUAUUGAAAGAGGUCGGAGAAGAGCUUUUUGGGAAGGGGCUGUAA